Pogoniulus pusillus (Red-fronted tinkerbird) is the source of this 749-nucleotide messenger RNA. RefSeq names its product thymosin beta 4 X-linked (gene TMSB4X). NCBI's taxonomy places the organism in Eukaryota, Metazoa, Chordata, Aves, Piciformes, Lybiidae. The coding region runs from base 190 to 324 and encodes 44 amino acids. Gene Ontology annotation, biological process: regulation of cell migration; actin filament organization. Gene Ontology annotation, molecular function: actin monomer binding. The transcript has 4 exons. Gene Ontology annotation, cellular component: cytoplasm. The record is from RefSeq and is a predicted model, not a curated record.
AGCUGGGAGACAGGCGACAUCUGGCCGGAGCCAUUGUCUGCCGGACUAGCACCAAAGCGUGGCCUGGCCUGGCGCGGAGAUAAAACCGCCCCGCCAGCGAGCGCCCUUUAUACUGGCGUGCGGAGCGGAGGCAGCAGCGAGUGGCGGGGCUGAGCAUCACCGCGCAGCGACACCGAGACACCUGCCAACAUGUCCGACAAACCCGACAUGGCCGAGAUCGAGAAAUUUGACAAGUCCAAAUUGAAGAAGACAGAGACGCAAGAGAAAAACCCACUGCCUUCAAAAGAAACAAUUGAACAGGAGAAGCAAGCGGGUGAAUCGUAAUGAAAUCUGCCCUUCCAAAUUAUGCACUGUACAUUCCACAAGCAUUGCCUUCUUAUUUUACUUCUUUUAGCUGUUUAACUUUGUAAGAUGCAAAGAGGUUGGAUAAAGUUUAAAAUGACUGUACUGCCCCUUUCACAUCAAAAGAAUAGAGAGAACUACUGACACUGAAUGAAGGCGCUGCCUUUCCCUCUGCCUGUCUGGCUUUGGUCCUGGUGGCAUGAAAGAGCUUGCAUGUUGAUGAAAGAAGAACUUGGGUGGGACUACAGUAAACUAGAGUAACACACGAAUAAAUGCAAAGCUGUACCAAGGUCCUGCGAGCUGUAAAAUGCAGUUAAUCGAGUGCCAUUUUUUUUUUUUGUUCAAAUUAUUUUAAUUAUUGGAAUGCACAAUUUUUUUAAUAUGCAAAUAAAAUGUUUUAAAACCUG